Molecule: messenger RNA, 694 nt
Organism: Neocloeon triangulifer
Lineage: Eukaryota; Metazoa; Arthropoda; Insecta; Ephemeroptera; Baetidae
Exons: 3
Coding region: 122-688 (188 amino acids)
Source: RefSeq, a predicted model, not a curated record
ACCAAGUCAAAGAGGAGCUAAAGUAUUAGCCAGCUCCAAAAUCUGGACUUUCAAAUAAGUGCUGUUGUUUUCGGAUUAAAAUAUUAAAAAUUGAAGUUUAAAUAAGCAAAAAAUCCAAAAAAUGUUCCACGGAAAGGAAUAUUUGUACCCAAGGAAGCGUCCGAAGUUCAGAAAUUGGGAUAAAGACACUUCUGGCGUUGAACUGCGGCACCUCAGAAGUUUAACCCUGACCGACGAACAAGUCAUUCAGGUGUCCCGUGGCGAGUGGUUGGUGGCCUCGACUGAUGACGGCGGGCCAGUUUUCGCUGUCGAGAGGGCCAUCGAGGAGGACGAAGCCCUGGUGGAAGGUCACAACGCGUCCUGCGCCUUUUGGGGCGUGGACGACAUUUACAAUGUGAACGAGGGCUACUGCAGAUCUUGCUUUAUCUGCUGCCAUUUGUACAAUUGCGACUGUCCGGACAAACAUCCCAUUUGCAAGCACGUGCACAAAGUGCAUUCUUUUAAUCUAAAAGUUAUUGAAAAUCAAAGGCCACAUGAGUUGGAUAAAACAAUUGAUGCGGACUUUGAAAAAUUGGAGAAGGUGCGUAAAUCAAUCAAGGAGAGGGACAAAGUGGAAUUCAGUGAAGAAAUUUUGUGGUUUUUAAAUAAUUUAGAAAAUAAGUUUGAGCUUAAAAAUGUUUUGGAUUAAAUUUUC